Messenger RNA from Seriola dumerili (greater amberjack), 1347 nucleotides. RefSeq names its product G-protein coupled receptor 4-like. Gene Ontology annotation, molecular function: G protein-coupled receptor activity. Lineage: Eukaryota; Metazoa; Chordata; Actinopteri; Carangiformes; Carangidae. Gene Ontology annotation, biological process: positive regulation of Rho protein signal transduction; phospholipase C-activating G protein-coupled receptor signaling pathway. The record is from RefSeq and is a predicted model, not a curated record. Gene Ontology annotation, cellular component: membrane. The coding region runs from base 1 to 861 and encodes 286 amino acids. The transcript is spliced from 4 exons.
AUGGAAGAUUCCUUCAUUAACAUCACCUCACAGAACAGAAGCUACGAUGACAGCACCACCAUCUACUUUAAUACAGAACAAAAAAUCAUGUACGUGGUGACAUGCAUUAUCAUUUGUAUCGGCCUUCCUUUGACCCUAGUGGCCAUCCAUGGAGUCUGUUCUCUGGUCAGAAACGAUCACGUGGCUCCGAUCUACAUCAUCAACCUUCUGAUUUCUGACCUCAUUCAACUCUGCUGCAUGAUUGUUGAAGUGGUACUACCUGAGGAUUCGAUCAUCACAACAAUCUUCCUUUUUAUUUACAUUUUUGGUCUGAUGGCGAGUGUUGGCUUCAUGGUGUGUAUCGCCAUGGAAAGGUAUUUGUUCAUCGCCUGGCCGCUGUGGUACCGCUUCAGACCAACCAUCAAGACCUCUGUAGUGGUCUGUGUCGUGGUCUGGACCCUUCCUCUUGUGACUUUCCUCUCUAUAGUUUUCUUUGCUGAUUUAGAUGACAUGCUAAUCCCCUUUGCAGUCUUGCUCCUCCUUCCCUUCCCUCUGUUCAUAUUCUUCCUGCAUGGGACCGUUAAAGCCCUGUCUGCAGCCAUUAGUGUCCCUGCUGAUGAAAAACGACGAAUUGUUGCAGUUUUGAUUCUGGUUCUACUUAUUUACACACUGUUGUUCCUGCCCUCCAUCAUUUUGUUCCUUGUUGAAGAAGCCAAAAAUAACAAUACCUUCAAUGGUAUGUGUAACAUUUUUCUAAGGUUGAGUCCUCUUGCAGACGUGUUCCUGUAUGUUUUCAGUAGGAAAGGAGCUGUAGACAAGCUGUUGGCCUCUCUGUGUCGUUGCAGGAUGGACAGCGAUGAUAGAAACAGACCAACAGCAUGAAUGAUGACAACUUAUACACAGUCGCUCCAUGUAGGCAGAGAAAGAGAGAAAAACAGAAGAAGAAAUUUCCUACAAAACUCAGCUCCAUUCAACUUUAUUUGUACAUAUAAUAAGAAAGAAUUUGAUAUCAUUUUAUCUAAUAUUCUUUGUUUUUAUAUUGUUUUAAUACUGUUUUCCUAUUAUUAAAAACAGUUUUCUUUAAAAGGUUACCAAGAAAAUGAAGAUUAGAAAUGGUAAUAAUGUUGUUCAAAUUUGAUUCUUUGAGGAGAGGUUUGAUCAUUGACGUUUUUAAAGCUUCAAGACUGUUUUUGUUUAACUAAAACAUUGUCAGUAGUUUGUAGUUUGUAGUAGUAUGUGUCUUUUUUUUAACCACAGUAAGUUUAUCUUUAAACCACUUCUCCCGCAAAUCAUCCAGCCUCUAUCAGACAGAUUCAAUCUGUAUUGCAUUAUACCACAAGAAAAUGGUUUAUAACCCCAGUAGCUCUG